AUGAUCUUGAAGCUGGUGGUGAUCGGCAUUGGCGCGUUGAGCACGUCCUCCAAGUCCUCCCUGGACUGGAAGCGAACCAGGAAAUCUUCCGCCAGGGACACUGUCGGCUUAUUUCCGCCAACGACGGCGACGAGCGCCAACGACGGCGACGAGCGCCAACGACGGCGCUGCCUCUGCGGCUGCGAUCUCAGCAGAACGGGGGAUUACGAUGAUCCCCGAAGACUGCUGGCGAGUGUCGUGGCCUGCCGCAGGUGCAGCCGACGAUGUGGUCCGGCCCUGGAUCUCCGGCGGCGCGGGCGCAGAAGAUGGUGGUGGCGAAGUGGAUGGCCUUGCGCAGGUUCUUGGGACCAAAGUCGCCCGCCCGGUGGAGCAGUUGUUGCCGGAGCCGGUGUCGGAGCUGGACGACGGAGCCCGUGGUGGCCGACGUGCACAGCGGCGGCCAGGCGCGACGCGCCGUGGCGAGCGGCCGCGCUUGCAUGUCCGUGCCCGGUGGCCGGUGCCACGACAGUUGAGGCAGCGCGACGGGCGCAGCACUGCGCAGCGACAUGGUCGGAGGCUAGGCAGUUGAAGCACAAAGCAACCAACCAUGGGGGAACAGGUCUCGGCCCGGCGGCGCGGCUUGCAGGACGACGGCGCCACCUGCGCCUGCUCUCGACGACGCGGAAGCCCUCAUCGUCGACAGGAGAGGCAAGACGAGGCGGGUGCAGGACGGGGUUGGCCGCGGAGCGUGGUGGCUGGCGCACGGGGUAUGCCUCAGACCGUGGCGCCUGCACCUGGCGCUGGAUGGGAGGGUCAUGGCGCGUCCGUCUCGCAUCUGCCAUGAAGCCCCCUGCGUGCCUGGCGCGGCGGCGACGAUGGCGAGGUGGAGGAGGCAUGGCCACCUCCUUGCCCUUCCCACUGAAAGGAGGCGACGUCAUGGAGGACUCGUCAUCGGAGUCGUCGGAGUCCGAAAACGAGAUCAUCUCCGGGUGGUGCCGAGAGGACGAGCCGAGGACUGGAGACGCGACGAGAGGGGGCGCGGGCGAGACCAGAGCCACCCAGGCGGUUGAGGGGCUGGCCUGA
Messenger RNA from Miscanthus lutarioriparius, 1062 nucleotides. The record is from the annotation of a GenBank genome assembly. NCBI's taxonomy places the organism in Eukaryota, Viridiplantae, Streptophyta, Magnoliopsida, Poales, Poaceae.